AGUCUCAGUCUCAGUCUCAUGUGUGCAACGGUUCGAGUCGGUAGUCGGUAGUCAAUAGUCGGGUAGACACUAGCUGUAGACACUAUAUAUAAUGUGAUUGCCAUCGGCAUCUGUGAAGACUGUGAAAAACAUCUGUAGCACAGAUCGCAUCUGUAUCCGUAUCGUAUCUAUUGAAUCACCUCAAUACUCGAGCACAGCCCCAUUAGCGCAGUGGACAGUGGCGAGUGGGGAUCGUUCGGAACGGAACAAUGCGUGUGUUUGUCGCUCUGUGGCUGCUCGUCACGCUGGUCAGCACAGCUCUGGCGAUUACCUGCUUCGAAUGCGAUUCCGUAAACGAGCCUGGGUGUGGGGAGAGCUUCUCGGGCGAUGACAUAGCCAAGACGGAUUGUAAUGCCGUCGAAGUCCUGGGCGACAUGCGAUCCUACAACCCCCAGGGCGUGGAACCCACUUGCCUGACCAAGUACUAUGAGGGUAUGCCUGGAAGUUCGCGUUUCGUUCGGCGCUCUUGCUUCUUUGGCGAUUCCUCGCCGGCGGGCUUCAGCUGCGAUGAGUCCCCGGAUCCGUUGGUGCCUUACCAGAGCUUCCUCGGCUGUACCCUCUGCAACAGCGAUCUAUGUAAUGCAGCCGGAUGCAAAGUCCCCUCCAUGCUGCUAUCUUUUGUUUUCUGUGCGUAUGGAUUACUAUUGUUUCUCGCAAAUUAAUAAGAAAAAGGAGAAAAAAAACAUAAGAAACUUUACCAAAACUCAAAAAAUAUAAUGAACAUAAGGAUAAUUAUUUUGAAACUACAAUCUUGUUUGAGAACUCCCUUGGAGAGACAAUAGUAUUUUGUUUGUUUUAAUUUUCAUUUAUUUGAUUUUGUUUCCGUUGUUUUUACACAUCCACUAAAAUGAUUUAACAUACAUAUAUAUUUAUAUAAUAGUUAUUCUUGUUUGUUUAAUAAUAUAAUUUAUUGAAUAAAAAUUUACUCGUCUCCUACUAUAUAUGUGUGUGUAUGUAAGUAAGUGUCUGUCUGUGUGUGGAUGUGUGUUUUGUAAUUAGGAUUUAUCGAUUAAAAAUAUGCAUAAAUUAAAUAAAAUAACAUUUGAAAAAAAAAAAAACACACUUGUCACUCUUUCAAUCAGCAAUACACACUCAAUUGAUCUUUAAAUAUAAUAUUCAUAUAUACUCUAUUGUAUAUAUUGUACGUAGGAUGUACAUUUAAUUCCAGUUUUGCUGCAUAAAUUAUUGUUUGGGUAUGUGGGUACAUAGAUAACACACGAUCACUGUAGCAUGAUUUAUGGGGCUUAGGCUUAGCUGCUGGCUAUAUCCUAUAUCUAUUCAUUUCAGGGCUUGCAGGGCUACACAUAAAUAACAUUCAAAUAUAAAUAUAUAUGUAUAUGGGUAAUUAUCUGUAUAAUAUAUAGGCAUAUAUCAAAUAGUAUAAACUACACAUUGAGAACAAUUCAGAUAGAAAACAGUUUUUAUGUACAAAAGAUUUAGUGUUUGCUUUACCAAAUACUGUCCAUGUAAGCGUUCCCUUAAUCCCAGCAGAAUCUCCGAGAAUCCUCCGGGUGGGAGUGGAGCGACUGAGUCAAUGCCACAAACAAUCCGCUCCAAGCAUUCCACCGUCUUAAGCUCUAUAAACAUUAUCAUAUCAUCGAUCGAUUGUGUAAGAAUUAGUCAACCAAAUAAAGUAAUUCACAUUCAGAAACAAGUAACAAACGGAUUUCAUUCUCUUAUUUAUCGCUUAGCAUUAGCUCGUGUAUCAACAUCAGGGAUCAACUUGUUCAACUAUUUGCAGCUGGUAUUUUGUAAUGUAUAGAUCGGUUAUUUUAUUUCAUAGGCCAUAUAAUGCUGCGCUUACG
Messenger RNA from Drosophila miranda, 1844 nucleotides. RefSeq lists its product as uncharacterized. The transcript has 3 exons. Gene Ontology annotation, biological process: regulation of synaptic transmission, cholinergic; sleep; positive regulation of voltage-gated potassium channel activity. Lineage: Eukaryota; Metazoa; Arthropoda; Insecta; Diptera; Drosophilidae. The record is from RefSeq and is a predicted model, not a curated record. Bases 249 to 701 code for a protein of 150 amino acids.